AAACAUCUGAAUUCAUUCUUAAACAGACGAGAAUGGAUUCAACAGCAAAGCUUUUAAUCUUUCUGGCAAGUUCUUUAACCUUAUUUCUACUGAAAUUCCUUCAUAAAUACUGGUGGAUACCUUUCAAAAUACAAAGAGCACUGAGUUUACAAGGAAUCAAAGGACCUCCAUAUGAGUUCAUCCAUGGCAACAACAAAGCCUCUACCCGUUUCAGAUACGAAGCUUUAAGCAAACCCAUGGCUUCCUUAACUCAUAAUAUAGUCCCCAGAGUUAUUCCUCAGAUUCAUUCAUGGAUCAACACUUAUGGGCAGAAUUAUCUUACGUGGGAGGGGAAUCGAGCUCAACUGGUGAUAUCCGAACCCGAAUUAAUCAAAGAGAUACUGAAAGCCAACGACGGGUCUUUUCCGAAAAGGAAGGAUGAUUCGAGUAUUAUUCAUAAGAUCCUCGGGGAAGGCCUCGCGUCCUCCGAAGGUGCGAAAUGGGCGAAGCAAAGGAAGUUGGCGAAUCAUGCUUUCCAUGGAGAAAGCUUGAAAAAUAUGAAUCCAGCAGUGAUUGCUAGCGUUGAGACGAUGUUGGAGAAGUGGAAAGGUCGAGAAGGCGAAGAGAUCGAAGUGUUUAACGAGUUCAGGUUGUUGACAUCAGAAGUUAUAUCGAGAACGGCUUUCGGUAGUAAUUACUUGGAAGGGAAGCAUAUUUUCGACAUGUUGACGAAAUUGGCGAUACUAUUUAGUCGAAAUUAUUUCAAAACUCCGAUUCCUGGCAUCAGCAAGAUAUGGAAAACCGCAGUUGAAAUAGAAUCAGAGAAACUUGCUAAUGGAAUUCAUGAUUGUGUGAUGGAAAUGGUUAAGAGAAGGGAAAAGAAAGUAGAGACAGGAGAAGCUGACGGUUUUGGCAAUGAUUUUCUAGGAUUACUAAUAAAUGCUUAUCGUGAUUCCGACGAGAAAAACCGAUUUUCCAUCGAGGAUCUAGUGGAUGAGUGCAAAACAUUCUACUUUGCCGGUCAAGAAACAACCAACUCCUUGCUUGCGUGGACGAUCCUUGUUUUAGCAAUUCAUACUAAAUGGCAAGAAAAAACAAGGCAAGAGGUGUCUGAGGUAUUUGGGGACCAAAAUCCUAAUUCUGAAGGCAUUGCCAAAUUAAAAAUUAUGAACAUGGUCGUCAAUGAAACCUUGAGAUUGUAUUCUCCUGUAGUUGCCGUGAUCCGAAAGAUCAAAAAAGAAGUUCGAUUGGGAAAACUUGUUUUGCCUGCAAAUCUGGAGAUAUUGAUCCCAAUCAUAGCACUUCACCAUGACCCUCAACUAUGGGGAGACGAUGUACAUCUUUUCAAACCGGAGAGAUUCGUUGAAGGCAUCGCUAGUGCUACCAAAUACAACUCUGCAGCAUUCAUUCCCUUUUCGAUGGGACCUCGAUCUUGCGUUGGCAUGAGCUUUGCAACCACAGAAACAAAGGUUGCUCUCUCAAUGAUUCUCCAACGCUACGCCUUUACUCUCUCCUCGACCUACGUUCAUGCGCCAUUUACUUUAGUCACGCUUCAACCACAACACGGAAUUCAAGUAAUGCUUCAUCCUUUAUAGGGUGAUGCCUGAAGUUCUUACCGUAAUAAUUGAUUAUAUAAAUAUAUAAGCAUACUUCAACGUCUGGAUUGCAAAGGUAAUAGUUGUUAUUGCAAUCAAUUACUCUAAAAUCUAUAAGUAAAAUAACGAUUAAGUUGCCACUUUUAUUUAAA
Gossypium arboreum is the source of this 1726-nucleotide messenger RNA. Its product is annotated as cytochrome P450 CYP749A22-like. The coding region runs from base 33 to 1574 and encodes 513 amino acids. Lineage: Eukaryota; Viridiplantae; Streptophyta; Magnoliopsida; Malvales; Malvaceae. The transcript has 5 exons. The record is from RefSeq and is a predicted model, not a curated record. Gene Ontology annotation, molecular function: iron ion binding; heme binding; monooxygenase activity.